AUGACAGGUUUUUACUUUUUAGUAAGUUCAACUUCGACCUCCGCUAAAACCCCAAUUUCCCCCUUCAAACCUCUCAGCCAAUGGUGCAUUUCCUAUUGCCAUUUUAACCACUUGUGUCACAUAGGAUUCCUUUUCUACCCUUCAAUGCUGAAACUCGUCUUUUCCUCCUCUUGUCGUGGACACUGCCUCAACACAGUAGCUCCUAGACUCCGAGUCAAAUCCGACUCAAAUUCGCUCUUCGAUGUAGUGGGUCGACUUACCGGAUUGACUCGGAGGAGCCCUACGAAUUCUCUAUCCAGGGCUUUCUUCUGUUCUGAUUCCAAUGAUGGGUCCGGAUCGGGUUCAGGGUCCCAACCUGUUGUUGAGGUCGAGGUGAAGGGAGUUGAGUCCGACUCCGAUGGGUCUGACUCGAAAGCAUCGUCGGCUAUCGUGCCGACUUAUCCCAGGCCGGAGGAUUACUUGACGGUUUUGGCAUUACCUUUGCCACAUAGACCUCUUUUCCCAGGAUUCUACAUGCCUAUUUAUGUCAAGGAUCCUAAGUUGUUAGCAGCUUUGCAAGAAAGCCGGAAAAGGCAAGCUCCUUAUGCUGGUGCUUUCCUUCUUAAAGAUGAACCGGGGACUGAGUCCAGCCCUAGUUCUGAAACAGAGAAAAGUGUAUAUGAUAUUAAAGGAAAGGAGUUAUUUAAUCGUCUUCAUGAAGUUGGCACCCUUGCUCAGAUCUCAAGCAUCCAAGGGGAUCAGGUUGUCCUUAUUGGUCACAGGCGGCUCCGAAUAACAGAGAUGGUCAGUGAAGAUCCCCUUACAGUCAAAGUUGAUCAUCUCAAGGAAAAACCUUAUGACAAGGAUGAUGAUGUCAUAAAGGCAACGUCCUUUGAGGUUAUAUCCACCCUAAGAGAUGUUCUGAAAACUAGUUCCCUUUGGAGGGAUCAUGUUCAAACAUAUAGUCAGCAUAUAGGUGAUUUCAAUUUUCCAAGGUUAGCAGAUUUUGGAGCUGCAAUAUCUGGUGCAAACAAAUUGCAAUGCCAGCAAGUUCUUGAAGAGUUGGAUGUGCAUAAGCGAUUGCAACUUACACUGGAAUUAGUAAAAAAGGAAAUGGAAAUCAGCAAGAUUCAGGAAUCAAUUGCGAAAGCAAUCGAGGAAAAGAUAAGUGGUGAACAACGCCGAUACUUGUUGAAUGAGCAGCUUAAGGCAAUAAAGAAGGAACUUGGGUUAGAAACAGACGACAAAACUGCACUUUCAGCAAAGUUUAGGGAAAGACUUGAACCAAAUCGAGAGAAAUGCCCACCUCAUGUGUUGCAAGUUAUAGAAGAGGAGCUAACUAAACUACAGCUGUUAGAGGCCAGUUCAAGUGAAUUUAAUGUAACUCGUAACUAUCUGGAUUGGUUAACAGUACUUCCUUGGGGAAAUUACAGUGAUGAGAACUUUGAUGUCAUCCAGGCACAAACAAUUCUUGAUGAAGAUCAUUAUGGAUUAGCUGAUGUUAAGGAAAGAAUAUUGGAAUUUAUAGCUGUUGGAAAACUCAGAGGAACUUCACAAGGUAAAAUUAUCUGUCUCUCAGGCCCACCUGGAGUGGGCAAAACUAGUAUUGGCCGUUCCAUUGCCCGUGCUUUGAACCGCAAAUUCUUUCGGUUCUCUGUUGGAGGACUGUCUGAUGUUGCCGAAAUCAAGGGCCAUCGACGGACCUAUAUCGGUGCUAUGCCAGGAAAGAUGGUGCAGUGCCUGAAAAAUGUGGGGACAGAAAAUCCUCUUGUUCUAAUUGAUGAGAUAGACAAGCUGGGGAGGGGACAUGCUGGUGAUCCAGCUAGUGCUUUGCUAGAGCUCCUUGAUCCUGAGCAAAAUGCCAACUUUUUGGACCACUAUCUCGAUGUACCUAUUGACUUAUCGAAGGUUCUAUUUGUUUGCACAGCAAAUGUUGUGGACAACAUACCAAAUCCUCUCUUGGACAGAAUGGAGGUCAUUGCUAUUGCUGGUUACAUUACUGAUGAGAAAAUGCACAUUGCUAGAGAUUAUCUGGAGAAAACUGCACGAGAAGCAUGUGGCGUCAAACCUGAACAGGUUGAGGUAACUGAUGCAGCUCUUCUUGGCCUAAUAGAAAACUACUGUCGAGAAGCAGGAGUUCGAAACCUUCAAAAGCACAUAGAAAAGAUCUAUCGUAAGAUUGCUCUUCGACUUGUGAGAGAAGGAUCAUCAAAUGAGUCUGUCAUGGUCCAACCUGCUGAUGCCAAAGCAGAGGUUGUUGAUGAAUCUGAUCAUCAUGCUGCUGCAAACAAGGCUGAUGUUGAAGUUGAAACCUCGGUUCAGGUUGACACAGUUCAGACAAACGACCAGCCUAAGGAUCCAAAGGAUGCAGCAGACAGCAAGGAACUUCAGGAAACUGAAGCAACUAAGGCAGUUGAGAAGGUGGUGGUGGACACCUCAAACCUAGCCGAUUUUGUUGGGAAACCAGUUUUCCAUGCAGAGCGCAUCUACGAUCAGACUCCAGUUGGUGUUGUGAUGGGUCUAGCAUGGACUGCCAUGGGUGGUUCCACCUUGUACAUCGAAACAACUCAGGUUGAACAAGGAGAGGGGAAAGGAGCCCUUCAUCUCACUGGUCAACUUGGAGAUGUCAUGAAAGAAAGUGCACAAAUUGCUCACACACUUGCUAGGGCCAUUUUGCUGGAGAAAGAACCAGCUAACCCAUACUUUGUCAAUUCCAAGCUUCAUCUCCAUGUCCCUGCUGGGGCCACCCCUAAGGAUGGACCCAGUGCUGGUUGCACCAUGAUCACUUCCAUGCUAUCCCUUGCCAUGAAGAAGCCUGUUAGGAAGGAUCUAGCAAUGACUGGGGAAGUGACUCUGACAGGGAAAAUUCUUCCUAUUGGAGGGGUGAAGGAGAAAACAAUAGCAGCAAAGAGGAGUGAAGUGAGGACCAUAAUAUUCCCAGCUGCUAACAGACGUGAUUACGACGAGCUUGCCCCAAAUGUAACAGAAGGUCUCAAUGUUCACUUUGUAGAUGACUACAGUCAGAUUUUCAGUUUGGCCUUAGAAUAUGAUGUUAACACUAUGGUAAAUUAGGUUCUUAUUACCAGCCAAUGGUUUAGAUUGGUUUUUGGCUGAAUAUUCUUUGUAACUGAUCUUGGAAUCCAAAACCCAGUUUUAUAUUGUGAAUUACAUCAAAAUUUUCAAUCAAGAAAUAACAAGGUUAGAGUAUAAAUUUCUGA
Messenger RNA from Gossypium raimondii (Peruvian cotton), 3197 nucleotides. Its product is annotated as lon protease homolog 1, mitochondrial. Gene Ontology annotation, cellular component: mitochondrial matrix. The record is from RefSeq and is a predicted model, not a curated record. Gene Ontology annotation, biological process: mitochondrion organization; chaperone-mediated protein complex assembly; protein quality control for misfolded or incompletely synthesized proteins. The transcript has 20 exons. Gene Ontology annotation, molecular function: ATP binding; serine-type endopeptidase activity; ATP-dependent peptidase activity. Bases 1 to 3051 code for a protein of 1016 amino acids. NCBI's taxonomy places the organism in Eukaryota, Viridiplantae, Streptophyta, Magnoliopsida, Malvales, Malvaceae.